Molecule: messenger RNA, 3923 nt
Organism: Topomyia yanbarensis
Lineage: Eukaryota; Metazoa; Arthropoda; Insecta; Diptera; Culicidae
Product: protein scabrous-like
Exons: 2
Coding region: 25-1506 (493 amino acids)
Source: RefSeq, a predicted model, not a curated record
CUCUUUUUUUCUUUCCAGAGUGACAUGGCUGAAACACCGCAAACAAUCGAUUUCGUCGAACCGGAGGCAGACCACCGGAUGCGCCAUCAUCGUUUCUUUCGACAGCAGCUUCACGAGCUGGAGGUUAAACAGACGGCAAUGAAGCGACAAUUAAAUGACAUCUUCAACCACCGAAUGGCGGAUCGGUUGCGAAGCUUGGAAAUUGAACAGCGUAGGCUGGCCAACGCGAACUUCAACAUUAGCCGUCAGGUGGCCAGCUUGGAUAAACUGCACGGUUCGAUGCUGGAGCUGCUGGAGGACGUCGAGGGAAUCCAAAACAAGUUCGAGAAAACUCUGCCCGAUAUCAAGCGGGAAAUUUCCAAGGUGGAGUUCAAUGCGGCACAGAUUUCCUCCGAACAGGGUCUGCUGAGGGAGGAAGGACAUAACAUAGCGAAAAGUAUACAGGCGAUGGCUGUCAGUGUCAGCACCUUGCAAGAUGAGCGGGAAAAUGUGCGAAAACUUGAGGAGCAGAUUCAGGUCAUGAAACGAGACCUGGAUAAAAUCAAGUCGGCUGCCCUGCUGCACAGAGAGAUGGCUCACAACCGGUGGGAAAAGCUGGAAGCUGAAUCCCGCAUGGAUUACAACGUGUCCUCGAAGCUGACCGAACUGCAACGAACGACGAAGCUGGUGCAACAGUUGGAAAACGUCGAGAACGAGUACGAGACCAUAAUCAAUAAGCUACCCCGAGAUUGCACCAAAAUCCAACAGAUGAAAACGCAGGGAGAAGUCAGCCAGAGCGGCGAAGGGAAUCUUUAUCUGAUUGCCCCGGCCGGCCAGCAUCAUCCUCUGAUGACACAGUGUUUCAACGAGUGGACCACAAUCCAACGACGCCAGGACGGUUCGGUGGACUUCAAUCGUUCUUGGGAGGACUAUGCCAAUGGCUUCGGAUCGCCGGCCGGGGAGUUUUGGAUCGGUAACCAAGCGUUGCACCAUCUUACCAACGACAAUUGCUCGAUGCUUCGUAUUGUGAUGCAGGAUAUCUACGAUAAUACCUGGUUUGCAGAUUACGAUGCAUUCAGAAUUGGCUCACGGGAAGAUGGGUUCCGCCUGGAGCUGGCCGGAUACGACGGUAAUGCUUCGGAUGCCUUCGAGUACCAGAAUCAUAUGCAAUUUUCUGCCAUCGAUGUCGAUCGGGAUAUUUCCAACACACAUUGUGCUGGCAAUUACGAAGGGGGCUGGUGGUUUUCCCACUGUCAGCACGCCAAUUUGAAUGGUCGGUACAAUCUGGGCCUGACAUGGUUCGAUGCAUCCCGGAACGAGUGGAUUGCGGUCAAGUCCAGCCAUAUGAUGAUUGCCCGGCGAGCACGAUGUACCCUUGCCGGGGAUCGCGAAAGAGGGGAUGAGGGCUUGCACAGUCCGGUAAUUGCGGAACCAUUUUCUUCCGCAUCGACGGUGGCGAUCUCGAAGUAUGAAACCACCUUGCUGACCACAUUAUCGUCCCGGCGGUCAACCGAUUCCGGAGUCUAGAAGUUUGAAGAAAAGCAAAAUGUAAAAUAGCUGUAGGAUGUGCUCUGAUUCUCUUUGGUUUGUAAAUUACUUACUAGGAGGGACCGGCGGAAAUGGUUUUAUUUUGCAACAUGUGUAUGUGUGUUUGUAAGUACGCCUGUACAGCAGUAGGGGAUAGCAUCAUAUCAGUUCGAGGUGUAGCAGCUCAUCUGAGAUUUGUUAAAAACAGAAGCCAACCUUGAUCCCAGUGAACAAAUCGGUUCCAGUUAUCACCAUACUAUUUUGUAUAUUCAGUGUACUUAGCCAGAGAUUUCAACUAGCAUAAAGAACUAUAUAAACUUCUGCCGGUCUAGUGACCAAUUAAUAUCGUGGAUCUGAGCAGGUAUUUUAAAUUGCCAUCAAAAAGGUUAUUAGUUUUUCCCGAUGAAGGGUAAUUUCUUCCAUUCGACCACCCAACCUACCAAGCAGCAAUCCAACUGAGCAUACUGAGCUCGUUGGAAACCCCACUCAACGGCAAGAAAAGGAAAUUUAUUCUGGCUGAUUACUUUUUUAUGGCUAUUUUAUCCGUGUUUUCCGAAAUUCUGCGGUGGAAAAUUUUACGAUAAUGCUACAGUGUGUUCGUUCUCCUGCUUCUUUUUUCCAAUUAGAUUGUAUGUUCAUCGGUAUAAUUUUAGACGGCCGAUGUGUGGGUGAAAUUUGGAAUCCGGAUGUUUUUCGGUUAAGACAUGCACGUAACUGAUAAAGUUUUAUUGUUUUAAGUUGGUCGAAAUUGUAACAUUUUAUUUAACAGACUUUAUUUAUUCUCUAUUUAUUCGAAAUUUACUUUUACAAAAAUUCCAAUAGAAAAUAAUCUUCUUUAGUGUCAGGUUUCCAUUAUCUAAAUGAUACAUUAAUCAACAGGAAUGCUAGUGUUCUAAGAUUAACUCUACUACAGUCAGUCGCUGUAGAGUCAAUAUUUUUCUUGCUUUAGUACUACUUUGGACAGGAAAAGGCGGACUUUCUAGUUUGUUCUAUUAUCUUAAUAUUAAAAAAAAAAAACGUUCUGAUGGCUUAAUGGAUGAAUCUCUUGAACAAACAUUCAGCAAUUUGCAAAAACGAUGAAGGAGUCGGUUCAACUUUUACGCUAUCUUCUCCUUUAAUAUUGAAAAGUAUAAUUUACAAACAAAUUCAUCAAAGUUUAGAUUUUCCUUUUCGAAUGAGAUUGUAAAUUAGUAAAUAAUGAAAGAAUGUGAACUUUUUUCUAGUCGUUCAAUUCUGCUCCUAUGUUGUUUGCAUUUAUUUAAUGAAGUGGAACCGGUAAUGCUUCGGGGAAUUUCUUAUAUUUCAAAUAUUUAAAUGAUACAAGUAAGUAACACUUUCUUGAAUGUUUUGCAAUUGUGUGCAAUGGAAGAUUGCAUAGCGCUUGCUUUUUGCACCCAGAAACGAGCCUAAACCUUUAGGUCAGAUUGACAUUUCCCUUCUGGGAUGAUGACAGGUUCCCUAAAAAAUUAUCUUCUAUGACAAAAUAAGUCGUUCGUUCAAUUUUCUUGAGAGCAUUUUCUUGUUAGAUUGAAAACCAUACGCUAAAAGUUGUGUCGAUAAGUUAAAAUGCAGUCGAAUUUCGCUGUUGACAAAAAUAUCUUUUAGUGGAAAAACUGGAAAAACAUUGCAAACAAUACCAAAGAUAUUAAAACGCAUCAUAAACACUGAAAUUGGUUCAUAACCGUAAAUUGUUUGCUUCAAAUUCGCGAAAAUAGAAAAUAAUUCUUAAUUUCCUGUAUAACAUGGCAAGCACAAUGAUAAUAAGAGUAUAUAAAAGACAACCAAUGUUUUGUGACAAAGCAAAGGCGAAAGAAAAUCCAUAUAAAUCGAACUGAAGGACUGAUAAGUAUUUAUGCAUAAUUCCAAUUUAUUUCCAUUUUAAAAAGGUAGUAAAUUCCUCACAUAUCAGAUAAGCGGAAUGAAAUGAAAUUUUAAACAGAAGCUUGUAAAUAUAAGAGAUGGAGCUAAAAAUAAUAAAACUCAUUCAUUACAGGAUUCGAACAAAUCUAAUCUUAAUUUAGGCUAAGGUACUUAAGGUCUCAUUGGUUUUAGCACGAGUAGUUUUUUUCAUUCUAAAAUGGAAAUUAAAAUCCUGUAAGAAUAGGAAGAGAUUAUGAUUUUUAUUAGUGGUAACAGUAAGAGAUAUUAUGCUUGACAUUUUACUGCAAGAAAAAAAUGUAUGAAAUUAGAUAGGCGUUUAGAGCAAGUUGCGAACACCCGAGUCAUGAUUUUGUAAAUAAUUUUAGGUACUGCUGCCGUAUGGCACAUGAUACAAGUCACUUUUAGGUUAUAGUUGAUAAUUUAAAGUAAUUAAAGAGACGAGAAUUUAUUCAUGCAAAUGGAAAGAGAUAUUUAAACUGGAUUACGAAUCAAGUGAAACACUUCUAUAAGUUUUAAUGAAUGAUAAAAAUGUAACA